UAUAGCUCGCCAAAAGGAUAAUCCACUAAUACUUCCACCCACAGAACAGAAAAAAAGAGCUUCCACCCAUUGUCUUGUCUAUACUAAUAUUAUAAAAAGGAAAUAUUUGAUUGAAUUAAAUAGGGUCUGAAACAACAAUACUGAUUUUACACGGGAAGCUAUAUCAGAUGCUGGUAACAUAGGCUAUAGUUUACGCUGGUCAAGUCACGAGAAACAGCUAUUUAUAAUUGUUUUGUUUGUUCACAGAUUCACCAGACCAGAAGAGCAAUAAUUAUGGUACAAAACGAAGAAAUGGUGUUGCUGUGUUUAAAAAUAGAAGAAUCUGCAAUGGAUUUUAAAGAUUAAGUUAAGUCUUCAAAUAAGGAUUAAGAAUGACUUGCUUAUGUCAGAAGGCUGGUUAAGCGUCAGUGAUGAAGUGGGUGGCCCUGACGACGCUCAUCGCGGCCGGGCUAGUCCAAAUACCUUCCCCUGUGGUGAGGGUCUCCAGUGGUCUGUUGAGGGGUCGAUUAGACCCGGGUGGGACCUUCUACCAGUACUUUGGUGUACCGUACGGGACGGUCGAUGAAAAUAAUCGAUUCAAGGCCCCUUUACCGCCUCCAACAUGGGAAGGAGUGUACGAUGCCAUCGAAGAAAACACGUGGUGUCCUCAAAAAUUCUUUGGUACAAAUAUCCCUCUUGGGCAUCCAAACUGUCUGAAGCUCCACAUAUAUGCACCUAUCACUGCAAGUUUGGCUAAAUCCGGAAACUUUCUACCAGUAAUGGUGUUCAUUCACGGUGGAUGCUUUUUCGAAGGGUCCGGAUCUCGUUUCUUUUAUGGUGGGGACUAUUAUACCAAGCAUGAUGUUGUAUUCGUUGGUAUCAAUUACAGACUCAACGUGGAGGGAUUUCUAUGUCUAGGUAUUAAAGAAGCGCCUGGUAAUGCAGGACUCAAAGAUCAAAUAGCCGCACUUAAAUGGAUAAAAAACAAUAUUAAAGCAUUCGGUGGUGAUCCGGACAAUGUGACGCUAUUUGGUGAAAGUGCAGGUGCAGUCUCGAUAUCAUUCCUAGUCCUCUCUCCAUCUGCUAGAGGGCUUUUUCACAAAGCCAUCUUACAGAGCGGUUCCUCUUUAGCACCUUGGGGAAUCCAACAUGAUCCUAUAGGAACUGCGAGUAAUCUAGUCAAAGAAUUUGGAUACAACACCAAAGAUCCUUAUGAAAUUUACGAUAUAGUUUCAAGAAUAUCGUACAAUGAGUUAAUACAAGCGAUUAAAUAUUCUGAAACCAAGAAUUGGGUAACAGCGGAUAUUUUAUUCGUGCCAUGCGUAGAGAAUGAGAUAGAAGGGGUGGAGCCAAUAAUAACACGAUUUCCUUUAGAUAUAAUCAGUUUAGGAAACUAUACCAAAGUGCCAAUGAUGAUAGGAUAUAAUGACAAAGAAGGUAUAUUUUUUGUAGCAAAAGAUUUUGGAACUAGUGUUAAAGUUGUGGACGCUGGGGAUUUUUUAAAAAAUGAUCUAGUUUUUCCAACUAAGGUGGAGAAAAAUGAGACGGCAAAUAAACUGCAAAACUAUUACUUCUCGUCUAAACAUGAUGAGCUGAUAAUGAGUGUAGUGGACUUGUAUUCAGAUCUGCAUUUUAAAUUUCCUUCAAUAGUGGAGAUGGAAAUGUACGCUCGGACGACGGAAGAGUCUCUAUUCUUCUACUUGUUCCAGUACAGUGGAUACAUGAAUGUUCCAAAGAUGGUGUCUAAUUUCUUUGGGGUAAGAGGUGCAUCUCACGCUGACGAACUAUUCUACAUGAUGCGUCCUCAAGUGCUGCCAAUGCCCCAACGCUGGUAUGAUAAUGAAGAUCAGAUUGCCAUGAAGCGGAUGCUGACAAUGUGGACUAAUUUUGCUAAGUUCAGGUAUCUUUCACACUGUUUACAUACUUUUCACUGUUAACUUUAGAUGUCCAACUCAUUAGUAAUAUAAUUAUCCUAAAUUCAUUAGCAUAUGUGGAAUCUCUUUCCAAUGUUUCGGUACAUC
Molecule: messenger RNA, 2000 nt
Organism: Diatraea saccharalis (sugarcane borer)
Lineage: Eukaryota; Metazoa; Arthropoda; Insecta; Lepidoptera; Crambidae
Source: the annotation of a GenBank genome assembly